Molecule: messenger RNA, 2886 nt
Organism: Dermatophagoides farinae (American house dust mite)
Lineage: Eukaryota; Metazoa; Arthropoda; Arachnida; Sarcoptiformes; Pyroglyphidae
Source: RefSeq, a predicted model, not a curated record
AAAUGGCUAAAACCAUUGAUGACAAUGAUUCAACAACAAUUGAUGGACAACAAUUAUCAUUUCGUAAAAUUGGUGGUUUUGAUGUAUUACAAGAUCGUCCAUUCAUCACUGAUGAUCAAGAAUCAAUAUUGAUUAUUUCGGGAAGAAAAAUACGAAAAUAUCUUGUUAAUAAUGGUAAUUUUAUUAAUGAAUAUCAUUUUGGUAUUGACGCACCAAUCGUAACAAUACAACGUAAUGAUAAUCCAAAUGAAUGUUGGCUUGCAUUCGAAAAUGGUCAAAUCGUUCAAUGGAAUUAUGAUGAAAAUUUUCGUAUCAGUGAAUACCGAAUACCGAUCGAUAAGAAUCGACGAUCCACGUUAACAUAUUAUAAACGUAUUGAUAAUAUUUGUUAUUUUGCAACAAAACAACGAAAAAAAGCAAAUCAAAUGCGAUAUACGCUGCAAUAUUAUCAUCAAAAUGAUCCUGAUAAUCUAAUGCUUAUUGAUCGUUCAUUGAGUUUUUCAAAAAUUAAAUCAAAAAAUAUUGCAUUUGGCCCUGGUGGUCAUCAAUGUGCCAUUAUUCAUCGAAAUCAAUUGUUUGUCUAUGAAAUACCUAUAUCACUAACAAGUCAACGGCAAAUUCAUCUAGAAAGUGAAAGUAAAUUUUUCACAUCAAUUGCAUUUCAUCCAUUUGAACCAUUGUUAGCAACCGGAGAUACGAAUGGGCAGAUUCAUAUUUGGAAUAAUAUUUUCGCUAAAAAGCCACCAAAAUCUGUUUUACAUUGGCAUAGUCAAUCGGUAAUGGAUAUGGCAUUCUCACCGAAUGGUACAAGUCUUUAUUCAGUUGGUAAUGAAAUGGUUUUGGUUAAAUGGAAUCUUGUGGGUAAAAAUUAUGGACAAAAAACAUUCGUUCCACGUUUGGGUGAUAAAAUACAUUUUGUCACUACAGAUACGAAAAAUAAAUUCGUCAUUACAAGUCAUGCUGAUCAAUCAAUACAUGUUAUUGAUACACAAAUGAAUGGAAUACGUACGGUAAUUGAAGGCUUGGCAUUUGCUGGAAAUCGGUCGGCUGGCUUACACUUCAAUCGUCGUCUUGGUGCAAUUACAAUGAAUGGACGUAUUGGCCAUUUACAAUUUUAUUCACCAAUCAGUCAAAGACAAUUAUUUCAGUUUGAUAUUACUGAACAGAAUGUUAUUGUUGCACCAAAAAUUGGUAAAUCACGUGAUCGUUCAAUAAAAAAUCUGGAAGAUAUUGAUAAAGAUAAUUUUAUACCAAUUCAAGUAACAAGAAUAGCUAUAACUGAUGAUGGUUAUUGGAUGGCAACCGCAGAAUAUCGUAAUGAUGGUGAAACAUCACCAGAAAUUCGUUUGAAAUUCUGGCUACUUCAAAAAGCAAAUAACGGUUUUGCAUUAAAUACAACCGUACAUUUACCACAUGAAGAUGAUAUUAAUUUUAUGCAAUUUUCACUGCCACCACCAAAACAACAACAACGAUCAUUUUCGCCAUUACAUUUGGUUACAACAAGUAUGGAUAAAACAUUUAAAAUAUGGGAUUUAAAAACCAGUAGUACUGAUGGUAAACAACAAUGGUGGAAUUGUUCUCGAAAUGGAUCAUUAAAUAAUCAUUCUAUACCACGAAUGGCAUCAUUUGCACCGGAUGCAUCAUUAUUGACUGUUUUAUUUGGUUCGAAUCUAGUGACAAUGUGGGAAUUGAAUGGUCAUUCGAGUAUACGAUAUAUACCACGUAUGGAUAUUUUUAAUAUAAUCAAUAAUAGUGAUGAUCAACAACAAAAGUCUAUUGAUAAUAAUCAUCAUAUUAUUUACGUUGGUUUUGGACAAAAAAAUUUUGCACAUUACCUCAUCGAAGGUCAUCGUCAAGGAUUGAUUGUUCGUAAUGUUGUAAGAAAAUUUCAAACAAUUUUUGAAUAUCGUAUUGAUCAGCAACAGAAAAAUGUUUUACCCAUCGAUUCAAUUGUAGCUGAACGUGGAGAGAAUAUUCUAGCUUUAAUAGCUUUGGAUAGUAUUCGAUUUUUAUGUCUACGACAACAGCGAGUCAUUGCUUUUGUUGAUUUAUCGACAAUGAAAAAUUUUCGUGGAACAAUUGUAUCAUCAGUAUUUUGGCCUUCGGAAAUGGUUAUUAAUAAUGAUGAUGAUGAUGAUGGCAAGGGUGAUGAUAUAUUCAAUCGAAAUUAUCUUUGCAUCACAGAUCAGAAUGAAUUAUUUCAAGCAAUACCAAUGGCUCGAAAUAAUAGUGGUGAAAAUAUUCUGGAUGAUUAUUCACAAACCAUAAUGGUUGGUUCACAUCGUGAUUUACGAACCGAAAUAUUUAUUCGAAAUCUUGAUCAACAAAAUAAUCGUUUAGCACCAUUAAUGGCUGCCAACAAGAAUGAUGGUGAUGAUGAAAAAUCAAAUAAACAACAAUCAUUGGAUACGGAAAAAUCGGCUGCUGAAUUGAUUGAAAAAUAUUUUUACAACAUACCUUCACAUGUAUUACCACCGGUUAUGAUUAUGGAAAAAUCAUUUCUUUCGGAUUAUCUUAAAACUUUACAAUUAUCGUCAUCAUCGCCAUCAACAGCGAUGGUUGACAAUGAGAAAAAAGUUGUUGACCAGAAAAGUGAUGAAUCAUCUUCGAAUCAUCACCAUAGUGACAACAAAACUGAUUUCAAAAUUGACAAUCAAAAACUAAAAUUCGAAUCAAAUCAAUUGAUCGAUGAGAAUGGUGAUAAUCCAAUCAAAGGAAAUGAUUUCUUCUGGCUCGAAAAAUAUAUUCGAACAUCAUCAUUGUUGGAUGAUAAUCAGACGAUAGAUGGCGCUGUAGUAGAUUCGAAUUCUUAAAAAUUCAAAUUUUUUUUUUAUUUUGUAAAUUUAAUUUUUUUUCUUUUUUGUUUUUCAAUAAGAAAAUGUGACA